GAUGCCGAGUGCCCGAGGGGAGCAGGGAUCAGAGGGGCUGGAAGCUGGGGUCUGGGUCCCCGCCACCCCCGGGUCCGGGAAGGGAGCGGCCCGAGCUGGGGAGAGCAGGGCCCUGGUGUCAGAAGAUCCACAGGCUGACUCUUCCAUCUCACCCCUUCCCCACUUGGAGGCCAAGAUCCAUCAGACACACAGCCUCGCCCGCCUCCUCACCAAAUAUGCUGAGCAGCUGCUCCAGGAAUAUGUGCAGCACCAGGGAGACCCCUUCGGGCUGCCCGGCUUCUCGCCCCCGCGGCUGCCGGUGGCGGGCCUCAGCGCCCCGGCUCCGGGCCACGCGGGCCUGCCCGCGGCCGAGCGGCUGCAGCUGGACGCGGGAGCGCUGAGCGCGCUGCCGCCGCUGCUCGACGUGGUGCGGCGCCACCAGGCUGAGCUGAAUCCGCGCGCGCUGCGCCUGCUGCGGCGCCUGGAGGACGCGGCGCGCCAGGCCCGGGCUCUGGGCGCCGCGGUGGAGGCCGUGCUGGCCGCGCUGGGCGCCGAGACCCGGGGGCCCCGGCCCGAGCCCGCCGUCGCCGCCGCCGCCGCCGCCGCCGCCGCCACCGACGCGGGUGUCUUCCCUGCCAAGGUGCUGGGGCUCCGCGUGUGCGGCCUCUACCGCGAGUGGGUGAGCCGAACCGAGGGCGACCUGGGCCAGCUGGUGCCCGGGGGCCCGGCCUGAGCGCGGGGCGCGGG
Molecule: messenger RNA, 726 nt
Organism: Nyctereutes procyonoides (raccoon dog)
Lineage: Eukaryota; Metazoa; Chordata; Mammalia; Carnivora; Canidae
Gene: CTF1
Product: cardiotrophin 1
Exons: 3
Coding region: 2-712 (236 amino acids)
Source: RefSeq, a predicted model, not a curated record